UCAUUUAGGUGGAAAAAGUGAAAUGUACAAAUACAGGAUGAGUGAUGCUUGACCCAACAAUAGUACACGUGAAAAAGAUCUUGGAGUCUUUGAGGACAACAAGUUGAACAUGAACCAACAGUGUGAUGCAGCAGCUAAAAAAGCCAAUGAGAUUUUGGGUUGCAGCAAAAGGACUACAGUGUCUAGAUCGAGGGAAGUCAUUAUCCCUCUAUUUUGCUUUGACAAGUCGGAAUGUGUCCAGAGGAGGACGAUUAAAAUGAUCAAAGGUCUGGAGACCAUGCCCUAUUUGGCAUAUGCUUAGCCUGCAGAAGAGAAGGUUGAGAGAGACAUGAUAGCCAUAUAUGAAUAUGUGAAAGGAAGUCAUAAAGAAGAGGGAGCAGGCUUGUUUUGUACUGUCCUGGAAACUAGGAUCAGUUCAAAUUACAGGAGAGGAGAUUCCACCUGAACAUUAGGAAGAACUUCCUGGCCAUAAGAGCUGUUCCUCAGUGGAAAUCUCUGCCUCAGAGUGUGGUGGAAGUUCCUUCCUUGGAGGCUUUUAAACAGAAGCUGGAUGGCCAUCUGUUGGGGGUACUUUGAUUGUGGUUUUUCUGCAUGGCAGAGGGUUGGACUAGAUGGCCCAUGUGGUCUCUUCAAACUCUAUGUUUCAAUGAUUUUAUGAUUAGAUUUUUGGACUACAAUUCCCAAAACAUCUCAAAGGAAGGAAUACGCAUCCUUAAAGAUGUUGUUGGACUGCAAGCCUUAGCAGGUCUUGCAAGCCAAGCCAAUGGUGUGGAAAAUGACUAGGUGUCCUCCAGCAGUAUCUGGUGAGCAACAUUAUUCCCAUUCCUUCUUCUAUGCAGGUACUCUAAAAAGUAAUUGAUUCUUAACCCAGAGAUAUGACAAACGUUGCUAUUUUAUAACUACAAAUGAAAAAAAUAAUCGGGACUCACUGGUUUACAACAUAAAUUGAUUUCAGAAAAGUGGGAUUAUUUUUGGAGAGUAUAGUUUUCACCAAUAAUACUCAUUAUCAGAAGCUGCUUCAAUCAACUAGUUGUGCAAUAACGUGUGUCAUCUUCAUGUAUGUUUUCAAUGGUGGGAAAUCUAGAUGUAUCUAAUUGUUGGUAGAGAUGGAGGUUUACCUAGGCACUACAGCCUUUAAAAAUUACAUACAGGUGUCCUUUGUAGUGUUGAAAGGUAGUUGUUUAAUCACCUGAUGAUGCAUUCUGACUUCUAAUGUUUCUCUUUGGUAUCAGAUCAGGUUCAGAAGGACAUUUAUAAUUGCCUGAAUAGUAUUGAAUACCUUUAUCUUAUUUGAUCACUUAAAAAUGUUCACAUUGUUAAAACAGAUGUUCUCCUCUCCAUUUGGCACUUUAUUCUGACUAGAAGAACUACCAACAACCCUUGAGCUCUCUAAGAGAAGAUUACUGCCCUACGUCUAUUGUGAUGACAUACUUGUGGUUUCUGUAUGAUUGAGUAAGAACUCAAUAACAGGAAAAGCUGAUCAAGAAAAGUAGCUGCUACGCCUGACAGGUAGUUUUUUCCCUUUGGGUUGGGCACUUAGACUUAGAGGAAAAGUAUAUCAGUAAAUAGCCAACCUAAAGAAAUUUAUUGUUCAAGUUGUCCCCAGUUGGAAAAGGUGCUUGGCUUAACACAAUAAGACCAUGUCUUCCAUUAAAAUUGAGACUAUUGUGAAAGACAAGAACAGGAUGGGAGAGUGCCCUGUCUGGGAAGAAAGACAGAAUUCUCUUGUUUUUGUGGAUAUCAAUUCGCAGAAAGUUUGCUGCUGGAAUUCAAUCACCAAGGAAGUUCAGUGUGUGCCUGUGGAUGCCCGUGUUGGCUCCGUAGCCCUUCGAAAGUGUGGAGGGUACGUGAUCACAGUAGGAACCAGAUUUGCCUUCUUGGACUGGGAAGAUCAGAACCUUAUUAAUAUCAUUGAUCUAGAAGCAGAUAAGCCCAACAACAGAUUCAAUGAUGGAAAAGUAGACCCAAUGGGGAGGUAUUUUGCAGGUACCAUGGCUGAAGAGACAGCGCCUGGGGUCAGGGCCCGGCACCAAGGGGCUCUUUAUACUCUCCCUCCUGACUGUUGUGUCAUGAAACAGAUAGAGCAGGUAGACAUCUCCAAUGGGCUGGAUUGGUCCCUGGACCAUAGGACCUUCUUCUACAUUGACAGCCUGACAUAUGCUGUACAUGCCUUCAACUAUGAUGUGUGCACUGGAGAAAUUGAUCGUAGUAGUUGCAAACCUGUCUAUAAACUGGAAAAAGAAGAAGCAAUGCCUGAUGGGAUGUGCAUCGACACAGAAGGGAAACUCUGGGUGGCCUGUUUUGAUGGUGGACGAGUGAUCCGUAUUGACCCCGAAACAGGAAAAAGAAUUCAAACGGUGCAAAUGCCAGCUUCCAAAAUCACAUCUUGCUGCUUUGGAGGGAAAGAUUAUUCAGAAAUGUAUGUCACUUCUGCUUAUGAUGGACUGGACAAGGUCAAAUUAGCCAAGGAGCCUCGGGCUGGAGAAAUUUUCAAGAUAACAGGACUGGGAGUGAAAGGAAUCCCACAGCACUACUUUGCUGGUUAAGUGUUUGUUCAUAAUGAUUGAUGAAGAUACACAGAUCCAGAAACAAAAAUGAACAAGAAUGGAAGAGUGGAGUUUAAAUGCAUAUAGAGUAUUUUUCUACUGAAUCCUGAUGUUGCUUUCAUAUUUUGCUGCUCUGUAAUUAUUUUCUUUUCUUUGUGACUGAUUCAGGUUUUAUUUAAUAGGGUAAAUAACAACUUUGAUGAGAAGGGAAGUUUUCAUCCAGAAAACUAAUUCAACCUUGAUAUUAUUAUAUUGGUAUUAUUGUCCUGGUUUUGAAUCCAAACCCUGAUAAUGUGGCUGAUUUUUGCACAGUUCAAAAUGAUGUGCUUGUGGAGGUUUUGCUCUCAAUGUACAGAAACACUUAAUUGGAUCCUGAAUUAGGAUUAGUAAUUAUAUUAGCACCAUUAUUUUUAAAAUAUAAUUUAGGCUCCAUUUACACUGCCAUAUAAUGCAGUGUAGAUGCAUAUAAUUCCAUUCAAUGCAGUUCACUGUAGUGUAGAUCCAGCCCAAGUCUUGUUCAUUUCAUUGGAUCUACAGGAAGUAUAGCAGACCUUGAACAAUUUGUUCUUUUGGACUAUAGCACUCAGACCCCUCAGUCAAUUUGACACUAGCCAUGCUGGCUUAGGGAUAUUGGGAUUUGUAGGUCAAAGCAAUAACCUUUCCAAGCUCUGUAGCAGACAUGUGUCCACCUAGACAUGCAUGGAGAAAUAUUCAGGAUCACCAUGUCAACUACAUGAACCUAUAGCAUUCCCUAGAAUCUGCAAUGAUUUGCAGAUUGUUGUUACAUGCCUUCAGGGAGAUUCCAGCUACUAAGGAAAAUGUAUUACAGAAGUUCUCCAAGGCUGAAAGUGUGUGACUUGCCCAGGAUCUCCCAGUGGGUCUUCAUGGCUGAGAGGGGAUUUGAAUACCCACAUGUCCCUCGCCCGUUUUGUCGGCAGUUGCAUUUUUUGGGGAAAGGGCCCAAAGAUGUAGGCACCCACUUACCUCUCCAUCGUUGCCCGAGGAAGUGUCUUGCAACGUUUCCUUGGCACUUGGGGGAUAAAUGGCCUUUGGGAAAGGGGACAGGUAGAGCUUGGAAAUAGUCACAUGCUAAACACAGUAUUUUAUAUACAUAUUCUACCCAUUUCAGUCUUUGCAUAGAUUAUUAAUAUGAAAAGGUAUCAAUAAAAUAUGUAUACAGUACAUGCACUAGGUUCAUUAAUGUGUUGGAUUUACAGGGUCAAAAGAAUUAGCAAGCAGUUGUGUCUUUGGAUUGAUUCUGGGAAUGCAGCCAAUUAGCUUUCAAAACAAAAAUAUAAUAUAAACAAGGGAUAACCCAGGGAAACUUGAAUAUAUAAAACCCUGACAACUAACCAGGUGCAAUUCAACCAUAUCAUGCAUGAAACAGAUAGCUAGCAGAGAAGCCCCAAGUAAUGAUUGGUAACUGAUUAAAAAAAAACCUCAGCUGCAAAAUAAACAAAUAUAAAAAGCAUAACUAAAUUCAUUUUUAAUUAAAUGAAAAGUAGCCUUGUUCAGAAGAGAAAUAAAAUUUGCUCCUGAUAGGCUGAUGAACAGACAAUGAGGGGUUAAAUAAAGUAUAAAAACAUGAUUUCAGGGAGGAAGAGGAUAAAUUAAGACAAGGAGUUCUUGUUGGAUAUUGAGUUAGGCUGCACAGGGUGUGUUUGUUAUCUGAUAGAUUAAUAAAAACAAGUAUAAAUUCAUUUGCACGUUAUAGAGUGCCUGCUAGAAAUGUAUGCCAGAUGCUGAUUUGAAGAAGUGUAGAUUCUAUAGCAGAAGAGAUAUACAGUACACUUAAAGAAUGGCAUAGUGGAUUAAGAAUGGGCCUAUGAUUCUGGAGACCAGGGUUUGAAUCCCUACCCUGCCAUGAAAAUCCACUGAGGGUGCACCUAUACUGUAGAAUUAAUGCAGUUUGGCAUCACUUGAACUGCCAUGGCUCAAUCCUGUGGAAUCCUGGGACUUGUAAUUUUAGAAGUGUUAGAAUAUGACUCUAGAGAUCAGGAUUCAAAUCCUGGGAGUUGUAGUUUUAGAAGGUCUUUAGUCUUCUCUACCAAAGUGCUGGUGCCUCACCAAAUGACAACUUCCACAAUUCCAUAGCAUUGAGCCAUGGGAGUUCACGUGAUAUCAAAAUGCAUAAAUAUUGCAGUGUAGAUUUACCCUAGGUGACCUUGGGCACCCUUGUGCUGGCAGGACUGCUGACCAAAAGGUAAGUGGUUUGAAUCCAGGGAGCAGGAUGAGCUCCCGUCUGUCAGCUCCAGCUUCCCAUGUGGGGACAUGAGAGAAGCCUCCCACAAGAUUAGAAACAUCAGGGUAUCCCCUGGGCAACAUCCUUGCAGACGGCCAAUUCUUUCACACCAGAAGUGACCUGCAGUUUCUCAAGCCACUCCUGACAUGAAAAAAAAUCCCUUAGAAUGCCCAGUUUAGGGCACAACAUAUGGCCCGCAAAGGCUAUCCCUUUGGCCCACAGAGGUUAGGGUCAGCAUAAUUUGGAAAUAAUUUGAAGACGCAUAACAACACGCAACAUUGUUCUUAGAUCAUGUAUCUCUGUGUUCUGUAAUUCUCCCUAAGGCAGUCGAUAACUGUAUAUAUUAAGUUGAUUAAUAAAUAGCAUAUACAAUCUAAAAAA
Messenger RNA from Anolis carolinensis (green anole), 5169 nucleotides. Its product is annotated as regucalcin. Gene Ontology annotation, biological process: L-ascorbic acid biosynthetic process. NCBI's taxonomy places the organism in Eukaryota, Metazoa, Chordata, Lepidosauria, Squamata, Anolidae. The transcript is spliced from 7 exons. Bases 1641 to 2546 code for a protein of 301 amino acids. Gene Ontology annotation, molecular function: enzyme regulator activity; gluconolactonase activity; calcium ion binding. The record is from RefSeq and is a predicted model, not a curated record.